ACCAGAUGGCGGCAGAUACAGUUCAUAAGUGCGCAUGCUCCGUUGGUUUGUCAAACAUGGCGGCCUGUGGUCUGAGAGCUCUGUCCGCAGUGAAAGGGCUUCACCUUGUUUUGAGUCAGUGGCUCCUGAGGAACCAGAGCCAAGCAGCAUGUACGUGUUUGAGUCUGCAGGCUGCUCGUUGUCGACUGUUUCACAUCUCCCGUGUGGCCUCCUUAUGCAGCUUCAGGACAGAAUCAGAGCGGAAUAGAGAGGAUCAGCACGGCACAGACCAUGGCCGAGCCAGGCAGCUGGCUCCUGAGUACAUCCCCCAGAGAAAAGCCAAGAACCCCAUGAUUCCUAUUGGCUUUGCCUGGUUGAUAGGUUUGCCUUCAGGUAUUAUCGGCUUCUUUCUGAUGAAGAAACAAGUGGACAAGAACCGCCUGAAGCAGCUGAAGGUUCGACAGAAAACAAGACAAGCAAAUGAGGGAGAAUAUGAAGAAAGUCGAGCUCACCGUCAUGCAGAGACUGUUAAAUUGGACCAGUAACAUGGGUGUGUGGUAGUUCCGAUUUAUAACGAGUC
Thalassophryne amazonica is the source of this 559-nucleotide messenger RNA. Its product is annotated as DUF4748 domain-containing protein. Bases 6 to 524 code for a protein of 172 amino acids. The transcript has 3 exons. The record is from RefSeq and is a predicted model, not a curated record. Lineage: Eukaryota; Metazoa; Chordata; Actinopteri; Batrachoidiformes; Batrachoididae.